GGUGGAGGGUUCUAGAAGGCGUGACGUGGGGUCGAGAGCGGGCUCGGAGGCGGGUGCCUGUCGGCAGUCGCUGUGGCCACAGCUGCUGGGCCUGGGGACGCGGGCGGCCGGGGCCGCGGGCGCAGUCUCCUCGUUUCCCCGGCCAUGGCCGCACUCGGCCGGCCCUUCAGCGGCCUCCCCCUGAGUGGCAGCUCGGACUUCCUGCAGCCGCCGCCGGCUUUCUCGGGCCGGGCCUUCCCGCCGGGGGCGGACGGCGCCGAGCUGGUGCCGCGGCCGGGACCCCGCGCCGCCCCGAGCAGCCCCGGCGGGGGCACGGCGCGCGGACGUGUUUCGGGUCGCUGCAAAAAGAAACACAAGCGAGAGCAGGAGGAAGACGAUGAUUGUCCAGUGAGAAAGAAAAGGCUAACUGAAGCAGGGCUCUGUGCUGGUCCUAAUGACUGGAUUCUUUGUGCGCAUCAGGACAUAGAGGGCCAAGGAGUAGAUCCGUGCACUGGUGGCCUUUCUGCGCCUGGCAUGUUAGAUGCUAUUUGUGAAGAAAUGGAUCAGACAACCGGAGAACCACAGUGUGAAGUUGCCCGAAGGAGGCUUCAGGAAAUUGAGGACAGGAUAAUUGACGAAGAUGAAGAAGUUGAAGCUGACAGAAAUAUUAACCAUCUCCCCAGUCUUGUCCUUUCUGAUACCAUGAAAACAGGUUUGAAGAGGGAAUUUGAUGAAGUUUUUACAAAGAAAAUGAUUGAGUCCAUGAGCCGUCCUUCCAUGGAGCUUGUGCUCUGGAAACCUCUUCCUGAACUCCUUUCUGACAAGCCAAAGCCAUCCUCCAGUGCUAAGAACUACACAGGAGAGAGCCAGACUGAGCGUGCAGCUGCUGGCGCUGCCUUCCCUCAGAGAACUGAACUGUUCUUGGAACCUCGGCAAACAGGGAUGCCUGUUUACGAUAGUGUGGAGACAGCUGCUUGCACAGAAGAAGAAAUGGAACUCUAGAAACCAGUUUCUACACUAAAGUUGUCAGAUUUUAGAAGGCUCAUGUGUUUAGUCGUGAGCCUAUUUGUAUAAUAUAGGGACUUGAAAAUUUUAUGAAACGGGUGUAAUAAUAUCUCCACCUGUGAUUUGGGGUGGGACUCUCAUCUUGGGUAGCCAUUUCUUGAAUUCAGCUUUUUGCCAAGGAAGCUUGUCUCAACGGAAAAGCAGUUUUGUAGGGGGCUUGUUAAAGGAACGUGAGAUUACGGUCUGCAAAGGCAAGUCUAGAAGCUGUGUGUGUCAGGGUGGCUCAAGUCAUCUGUUACAUUGUCUAAACCAUUCAGACACUUGGGGAACAUUCAGACACUUGGGUUGAAAAAGAUGCAUUAGGGUGAAAGGUUGCUCCUCCGACGACUGUGCCCUGCCUCUUGAGUCACAGCUGCUUCUGUAGAUAGAAGCUCUGUUUACAGUGGUGACUAUGGUUGGGGAGAAGGAGGGAAGAAAGUGGUAGCUUGAGCCUAUUGCUAAGAAAUUUAACGGAGGUUCUGAAAUGUGUAUAUUAGUUGUCAGUUCAGGGUAGCUAUAUUGAUUAAAUAGCCAGUAGCAUUGUGACUCACUUCUUUGUCCCCAAAAAUGCAAUGAGACUACAGAGAAAAGGUUUUUCCUUCAAGGCUUUUUUGCCUUGUGCUACUGUUGCUCCUUGGUUUCCCUUGCGUAAUUGGUAAGCCCAGUUAUUUUUCAGUAACAUUUUUUAAUGUUAGUUUAGAAAACAAUGACUGAAUAAUUAACUGAGAAUAUAUGGGCAAAUGAUAUUGAGAUUUACUGAAAUGGCCAAUUUUCCUGGUGCUUCAACUUUUGUGCAGUAAGCCUAAAAGUUAGUAGCUGAGAAUAGCCUUUUGCUAGCAGGAAAUCUUUGUCUUGGUGACCUAAACCAGGCUCAAGAUGUCCUUUGGGGAUAACCAGGAUUGAACUUUUUAUUUCUCAGGAAGAGCUCUUCUGUGUGGCAAGGACUCAGUAGUGCAAAGUAAAAUGACAGUUCCUUUAGUGCUACAGAAUAUCCACUAUAACUAAUUAAAUGAGUGUAAUAGGGUAACACUGUUAAACACUCAUUCAUCACACAACAGGAGACCACCCUAGUUCUUCUUGUUUUGUUUUCUGAGUUUCUUUCCUCUUUGUAGGAAUACAAUAUCUUGUGUAGGAAAAAAUGGUUUAUGCCAAGUACAGGUGACUUUUUAGAAACCAGCUCCUAGGCAUUUUUGAAACCUGUGCUGAAAUCCCUCCUCUUGUUACAGAUGGCAUAGAAGUUACAAGUCUGUUAAUUGGACUGUUUCUUCUCUUGCCUGUUGUUCCUGCUUUCUCUAUUUCUGUCUGGAUAGUCAGGAAAUGAUUUAAUGUUUAAUAUUUAAACAAAAUAUUUAAUGUCUACACAGUAAAAUUAUUCGAACUUCAAACCAGUAUUGAAACCAGUUGGAAACCAGCUAAUAGUUUCUUAAUCUCAGAUUUAGAGAUGAAUGUAAACUGUCUUCUGUUGAAGUGUGCAAGUGUUUGAUUCAUGCCGUUUGAAAAACUCCUGCCUUUAGGUUAUUGUUUAAUGGGACCAACUUGUAAAGUUUCUAGCCUUAAAGAAAUCUCCAUGCUGAAAAAUUUAUUCUGGUACAACUCAAAAACAUGAAGUGACUGCCCGGAAUUUGGAGUUAGUCCCAGUGUUAGGGCAGAAGGGGAGGUGACAGCUUUCCAAAGAAGGACCCAAGCACACUGAUUGUCUUCUAUAGUAAUUGUGGAGCAGGCCUCUGAUCAAAGGUCUGUACGAUGAGGAGGAGGAAAGAAGAGCCCCCAAACAAGGCUCUGAUACCGCUGGUAAAUAUGGGAAAGAAUCAAGAUUCCGGCCAGUAAAAUCCAAACAGACUUGUUUCAGGAGUCAAAUUAUCUGACAUAAUUAUUUCUGCAGGAAAAUAGAUGUCUAAUGCUCCUUUUUAAACUUUAUCUUCUUGCAUCUGUUUGUACAAAAAUUGUCUUCAUCCUUGUGGUGCUUAAUCAUCUGAGCCUUCUCCACAGUCCCCAGGCCUUGGCUUUGUGUUUCUUUUGUAGCGUAAGGCUUUUGCUUUUGCCUUAAGGUUUCCCUCGGGAAUUAACAGGUCUUUUCAUUUUGUACAGCUUUUACAGCAUGGAUCAAACAUUGGCUUAGUAUGCUAAUGUGUGAAGAGAAAAAAUUAUCUAAAGCAGGUGAGCUUUAAUGAACAAAUGUAUAUUUUCUCUGAGUUUGAGUAGGGUGUGUGUGGUUUUUUUUCAUUAAUAUGAAGAAAGUAAGUCCGGUUCUCACAAAUAUUAAUCAGUCAACAAAAAAAAAAAAACAGCUGCUACUCAUUCUUGAAAAGGUGCAAAUAUAAAAUUUAGAAAAAUAACUAGUGCGGGAGCUAGAACCAUGAAUGAUUGUUUAUCAGCAGCUUCAUUAAUUAUUUUGGAUCUGGAACUUGGUUUUGUUUUUCUAAUAGUGACAAGAAGGGUGCAGUACUAGGAAAGUUUUGGAAGAUGUCAAUUUUAUUUUACAAUGAGAAUCCGGUGUUUCUGUAUUUUAUUGUUUUCAAUAAAACUUGUGUUUUGGACUUUUUGAUAGAUUUGUAUCCCUGCACUUAAGUAAAUGAAAUCAACUACU
Molecule: messenger RNA, 3610 nt
Organism: Equus caballus (horse)
Lineage: Eukaryota; Metazoa; Chordata; Mammalia; Perissodactyla; Equidae
Gene: CCDC117
Product: coiled-coil domain containing 117
Source: RefSeq, a predicted model, not a curated record